Molecule: messenger RNA, 1675 nt
Organism: Xenopus laevis (African clawed frog)
Lineage: Eukaryota; Metazoa; Chordata; Amphibia; Anura; Pipidae
Product: tubulin monoglycylase TTLL3-like
Exons: 6
Coding region: 261-1421 (386 amino acids)
Source: RefSeq, a predicted model, not a curated record
AGUGGAAAUUAUUUUACAUAGGGUUUCCAAGAGAAAACAAUGUGAUGCCUCUUGUUACUGGUCAUACUUACAGUGUAACUUCUUCUGACCUGGUGGGAAUAUAGAAGCCAGAAAUGUGGCCAAUCAGUGGCUCUCUAGAUGUUGUUGCAUUCCAAUUCCUAGAAUUUUUUGUAUAUUAAUUUGCUACAAUCUUCUUUGACUUUUUAUUUCUAUAAAAUUGAUAACUAAAUAUGUUCUUUGUAUUCUAGAUUGGUCUGUGCAUGGCAUUAAGGCAAUGGCGUUCGUUCUGUGAUGUGAAUCCAGGCACUUUCUUCCCUCGUUGCUACAUGUUUAGUGAGCAAAAUGAAAAACAAGCAUUCAUUGAUGACUUUAACAUGACUGCGGCUUGUGGUAUCCUAAAAUGGGUUUUGAGAAGCAAUGGGAAGUCUUUGCAAGAUGACGUUAUUUCCAGCCAGAAAGAAAAGAAAACUGUUCCAGAAGAUAUUAUAGUAAAAGCCCUUGUGGCUUGCCAGCUUUAUCUGUAUUACUCAACACAUGAGGACGAAUACGACUUAAUAUGUUCCAGGAUAAUUAAUUGGGAACAGUUCAUAGAUGACUACUAUCAGGUUAUGCAUCAUGGUGCGCACAUACGGAAUUCAGACAAGUAUGUUGAUUACUGCCACCAAUUGUUAUGUAAGCUGAGAAGAGUGAACCCACAACUAGAUAUAGAUGGAGAAAAAAACAUCUGGAUUUUAAAACCAAGAAAUUCAUCUAGAGGAAGAGGGAUACAUUGCAGAAAUGAUCUGAAAGAGAUAUGUUCCUUCGGAAAUGAAUGGGUGGUUCAAAAGUACAUAGAGAGGCCACUUCUUGUAUAUGGAACCAAAAUUGAUCUCCGUCAGCAUUUCCUCAUAACGGACUGGUGCCCCUUAACUAUCUGGUUCUAUAAGCACAGUUUCAUCCGUUUCUCAUCUCAGCCGUUCACGCUGAAGAGUUUAGAUACCGCCAUCCAUGUAUGUAAUAACAGCAUACAGAGGAAUUUAAAGAAUGCACCAAAUCGUCACCCCAACCUGCCUGAAGAAAACAUGUGGCACAGUGACGAAUUCAAAGAGUAUCUUUGUACAAUCGGAAAAGAGCAAGUCUGGGAUUCAAUCAUUAUACCAGGGAUGAAGAAAGCCCUCAUUCAAACUAUGAAGGCCACCCAGGAAAAUGCGAUGUACAAGAAAAACAGUUUUGACCUUUUUGGUGCAGAUUUUAUGUUUGGAGAAAACUUCCAGCCCUGGCUCCUUGAGAUCAAUCUCAAACCGGACAUAAUCAAAGACACGUCAGUGAUGGAGAAGCUUGUUCCACCAAUGGUAGAGGACAUUGUACGUGUGGUGAUUGAUUACAAGGAUGACCCUAACUGUGACCUGGGAGGAUUUGAACUUAUAUAUAAACAGUUCUAGGCUAAUUAUACUGGAAAUGGGACUCUCAAUCAAGAAAACACCUUUACAGAUCUAAAGAAAACAACCAUCUCUGAUCCAUAGCAGGUGGCUAGUGGGAUGAGUCGUGGAGGAAGAAAUAGUCCAACCAACCCUUUCCUUUUGAUGUCUAUUUUUUCUUUGUUAUACCUGUACCUAAAUAUAUUUAAAAUAAAAUUGGUAUUAAAUGUAUGAAAACAUGUUUAAAAUUAUUUCCUUAAUCGCUUUUUGUACUCUUU